Messenger RNA from Cryptococcus wingfieldii CBS 7118, 258 nucleotides. RefSeq lists its product as hypothetical. The transcript has a single exon. NCBI's taxonomy places the organism in Eukaryota, Fungi, Basidiomycota, Tremellomycetes, Tremellales, Cryptococcaceae. Bases 1 to 258 code for a protein of 85 amino acids. The record is from RefSeq and is a predicted model, not a curated record.
AUGGGGGGUCCCAAACCCCGCCUGGUCUACUUGCUCAACGAGGAGCUCAACGUCCCUCGCCCCACCACCAUCACCAUCGAAGACCCGUCCGGCAAAAUACAAGAAGCGGCCACCUCUUUUACCAAACGAAUUGACAAACACCUGGUUCAAGAUUUUGCUGCUCAGGAAACGACUACCGCUGUCGCCGAGGGAGGAAAAACAAAGAAGGGAGUGAGUUUCUGGGACUUUGUGGAUUUGAAGCUAAAGGGCGUAUAUUAA